CCUCACUUUCAAUAUUAUUUUUAAUUACCAUUCUAUAUCCGGCCCCCAACAGAGAGAGAGAUGAAGCAAGUUGUGGUGCUCAGGGUGACCAUGGAUGGGCAGAAGUCAUUUUUCUGUGUCAUGGCCGGACACGAGGCCCGCACCAAAGCCAUGAAGAUUGCAGUUAGCGUUCCGGGGGUGCAAGCAGCAUCUUUGAAAGGGCCGGACAAGGACCAAAUAGAGGUGAAAGGGGAAAAUAUUGAUACCGUCAAACUUACAACGUUGAUCCGGAAGAAAGUCGGGCAUGCAGAUAUCGUAAGCGUGGGGGAAGACAAGAAAGAAGAUAAGAAAGAAGAGAAAAAACCUGAAGUAGUUCCGUUGACGGUGUGGCAGCCGCCGUAUCCUUCCUAUCCAAUCUACCCGGAGUCCUACGGCCCUUCUUGCUCCAUCAUGUGACUAUUUUAUGAUCAAUAGGCCGGCCGGGGAGAGUGAUUUCCAUAUUUUGUCUAAUGCAAUUCCUCAGUGGUGGGCGAUGUAUUCCAGCAUAAAUCAUCACUUUCUUACCAAUAUAUAUAUAUAUAUAUAAUAUAUAUAAUUUACAAUAUAUAUAUAUAUAUGUAUAUAUAAAUCCAGCUUCCUCUUCU
This is a messenger RNA of Corylus avellana, 623 nucleotides long. RefSeq names its product heavy metal-associated isoprenylated plant protein 46. The record is from RefSeq and is a predicted model, not a curated record. NCBI's taxonomy places the organism in Eukaryota, Viridiplantae, Streptophyta, Magnoliopsida, Fagales, Betulaceae.